AUGACUCCUGGAAAUACAUUAAAGUUAGAAGUCAACAGACAGUGCGGUAAGGAUGGAACAUGUAACUGUAACGAGAGACCAACCGGUAUAGAAGCCAAGAAGGAGGAUAGUAUUGAAAAUGUCACAGGUUUUGUUGCCCUUACCCAUGAUCGCAAGGGAAUACCGUUCAUCCUAAAGAAACGUAUAGAUGGAAAUGAGAGACUUGAGAGUGAUAAGCCCAUAGAAGAUGUUACAAAAGUCUCAGUCUAUUACUGGGAUGAAGAUACUAGCUAUGAUAAACCCCUCCUUAUGGAGGUUAUCAAGAGCGGUGGUCCCCAAAAUGUAGAGUACUACUAUAAGUCUGAGGAUCAUGAACAGAGUGGUGCUGAUCCAAAUAUCUGGAAACAAUAUAUCGCUGGUUCUGGUACACCACUACAAGCUAUCUUGGAUGACAGAAAUUGUGUUGUGCAUAACGUAAUUCCAUUGGUCCUUGAAACUCCGGAGCAGGGUAUAGGUAUUGAGACAAAUUGUACAAAAAGUAAAAAGGUGGAAGCUGUCGGUGGAGGUGUUCAGCUCACUGGGAGCGAAUAUAUGGUCACAGAGUACAAGAGUUCUGGUUCUGGAACUGGAAUUUCCAGAGUAGAAUAUGGAAAGAAGAAGAUAAGUGGUGUAAAAAUUCCUUCUGGUGCUCUCGACAAAAUACGAUUCUACUCAUCAACAUCCGUCGACGGAGAUAUGCCUAUCAUGUUUAACUUGAACCUGAAGAAUGGAGAAAAAAGGUGGUUUUACAAUCAAAGCACUGGUGGUACUAAAUGGCAGGAAACUGGUGGUAACAGAUUCUAUACUAUAGAUGGUAAACCUACUGAAAAUCUUGCCAAACAGUUGGAUGGAUUCGCUUGUAAGUACCACAAAGCAGUUACCAUGGAUCUCACCAAAGGUGCCUCUGAAAAAAAGGAGAAAGACUGCUCCAAUGGUAAGAGUCAAAAUAUAUCUGUUACCACUGGGGAGAUUAUGAGAGAUGGUGGUAGAAAUAUGAAGUACACCAAGUACUCCAUCACUGAUCCUAAACAUAAGUUGGUUGAUAUCAAGUUUUAUCAUAAUGGUGAUGAGAAUCAGAGAAGACAUGUGAAAUCUAAUUCAUUAAACUUUCCCAUAGAAGGCCCAGUAGAUAUCUACACUUUCUACUCCAAUGGUAGUACGGAUCCAAAACUCGUUUACAUUCACAAAGAAGGGAAAUCUAAAGCUUAUGGAUGGUAUAGAAUGCAAACUAACGAUGGUCACAAUAAGAAAUGGCUAAGAAUACCCCGCACUCUCAAGAGUAUUAAACAUAACCAUAUAGAGGAAAAAAAACUCAACUGUAAACAAUGGAGCGAUCUUGCAAAAGUACUUAAGCAUGAUACUGCUGGCUUCCAAAACUGUCAAGAAUCUGUUGCCGAAUCUUCACAAGUAGCACGGACUGAUGAUGGACAAGAACUAGGACCCCCUGAGGAUGAGGUAGAUGAACAAUCUGGUGAUGAAUACGACCAAUCUCUAGCACAAGAGGGUAAUCCUACUAGCGAAGAUAAUUCAGAAGAUAAAAAAGAAAAACUUGAACCUGAUGCUAGUGGUAGUCAUAGUAAAGCUGAUGGUAAAACUAGAUCAAUCCCUAAUGUAGGUAAAGAAGCUGAUCAAGAACCUCUAGAGCCUCCAGGAACUCUACCAAAGACUCCACUUUCAGCCGAAAAAACUCCAGUCAAGAAAAAGGUUUCAGAAUCCAAGGAGUCACCGUUACCUCAUGAGUUGAUCUCUGGAGAAACGGGGCGAUCUGAAGAUUUUCGAAGAUGGCAAAGGAACCAAAUGGGAGAAAAUCCACUCUUGGAUCCAUAUUAUGAAGACUUGAUGAAGAAGAAGAAGAAGGAAAAGGAAGAACAAGAACAACUACAAAAACAAGAGGAGCUUCAAAAGAAAACAGAAAAGGAAGGAGGACUAGGCUCUGCUGAAUCUGCUUCUACUGCUCAAACUGAAGCUAAAGUUAUUCCUGGUUCUAAUCUUCAAGCCGAAGGUGCUAGAUCUGCUGGUGAAAAGGUUGAAAGCAGUGAUGGAAAUACUUGGACUGAAGUUACUGCUAGUCAAUCUAGUAGUGGAGCUCCUCCUGGAGGAUCUCAAUUCAAAACUCCCGAUGGUGCUCUACUUACUGUUGUUGAUACUUUUAAACAGAUAGCUUUUGCUUCUCUAUCUCUUACUGAAUCUGGUCCUGGACUUGGUGAAGAUGCUGGUAAAGAAGCUAGUAAAGAGUGA
Molecule: messenger RNA, 2256 nt
Organism: Theileria equi strain WA
Lineage: Eukaryota; Apicomplexa; Aconoidasida; Piroplasmida; Theileriidae
Exons: 1
Coding region: 1-2256 (751 amino acids)
Source: RefSeq, a predicted model, not a curated record